Acanthosepion pharaonis is the source of this 693-nucleotide messenger RNA. The record is from the annotation of a GenBank genome assembly. NCBI's taxonomy places the organism in Eukaryota, Metazoa, Mollusca, Cephalopoda, Sepiida, Sepiidae.
AUGAUUCUUUUUCUUUCUUUUCUUUUCUUUUCUUUUUUUCUUUCUUUUCUUUGCUUUUCUUUUCCUUCCUUUCUUUUCCUUUCUUUUCUUUUCCCUUCUUUUCUUUUUCUUUCUUUUCUUUUUCUUUCUUUUCUUUUCUUUUCUUUCUGCAAUUUUACAGGAGAUGAUCCAUACCUUGCGCUACUAACGUUGCGUACAACACCUGGCAAAGACAACUCUCCUUCACCGGCAGCUAGGCUAAUGAAUCGCCAACUGAGAACACUGCUACCAAUCAUGAGAAAAAAUAAUCAUGAUCAUCAAAAGGCAAAUCUAAAUCACAGACAGACAGUACAAUAUAAUAGCCAUCAACGUGAGCUAACUCCUCUUAAGAUUGGUGACCAGGUCCGUGUUCAUGAUGGUAAAACUUGGUCCAGGAAAGGAGUAGUGACUGAACGUUGCUCCCAACCUAAAUCAUACAUAGUGCUGACGGAGAAUGGUAGAAGUAUACGCCGAAACCGUCGACAUAUACUGCAAGUACCCUGUUCAAAGACACUACCAUCACAAUCAUAUCCUGAUACAAUAUUCAGCGCAACCAGACAACCUCAUCUACCUAAUUCACGUGAACCAUGUCCAGCCGUUUCAGAAUCAGGAGUCCGAACCAGAUCAGGACGACUAAUACAUCAACCUCGAUGGAUGCAGGAUUUUACAAAGUAA